CAGAAUGCAGCAUGAGUUUUCUCUCUCUAUCCUGUUGGUCUAAGACCAUGACGAUUUCUUUAUUUUGUUAAGAUCAAGACGAUGAUGUCUAAGGGUGUAUUUGUCGUUUUUAUCGUUCAAGCCAUAAUUCCUGAUUCCAGUUCCCUUGGUUGUGACAAACAAGCGCGUUUUGAUACACAUCAAGGUUUUCGAUUGUUGAACAGUGUGGUAGAGAACAUUUCUGUUCCAACAUUACCCGAYUGUAUCUACAAGUGCAUUGAAAAGAAACUCCUCUGCCUGUCAAUCAACUAUCAGCAUGACAAUAGUGACGUCAAUCAGUGUUACCUUAACAACAGGACGAGGCGAACAGCASCAGCCAAGGACUUCAAAUCAGAUCCUCGCUUCACGUAUUAUGAAAAGGAUCCCUGUGUCCCGAAUCCUUGUUUGUCUGGGGGUACGUGUUAUAGGAAUAACAGCAACAAGGAAUUUCUGUGUAGCUGUGCGCCAAGGCACAAAGGAUCGCUCUGUGAAAUAGAGCCCCUUGGAUKGUMUUCGAAAAGGCCUGGMAAAUCUUGUAAGGACAUCAAGUCAAACGGUGACGGAUUGUAUGAUGGGAAAUACUGGAUUGAUCCAGAGAAUUCUGGAAAUGCUAUGCAGGUUUACUGYGAUAUGAGCCACGAGRAGGGUGGAUGGCUACUCGUCACAAAUGUCAUCAUUCCAGAUCCUGCCAGUACUCCUUCUCUGACAAAUAAGGUCACUUAUCGAGACAUUUCCGAMUACAACRAUAACAAAACAGUCSUAAAAGCUUCUGCAUUGGGCCAACUUCAUAGCCACAUCAAUUUCACCCAGCUCAGAUUUCAAUGUCGACAAAAAAGCGUUGGYCGAACCGUUCACGUUAUUACAGAACCAAACUCMGAAGGCUACAAGGUCGUUAAAUUCUACACUGCAGCAUCUGAUACCAGACCUCAAGCCUGCAACUCAUUUUAUCGAGGUACUGGGGACAGUUCAUAUCUCGCUGUCCAAUGUAAUGGRUGGUCAGGUAAAAAGUGGGGUUCGGCAACAAGAUUGAACGAUGUGAGACUUAAUGAUCACACUUUUUAUGUACCUARCAAGUACCAUUGGCAAACGUACAAUAGUCGAUUAGAAUGUGAUGCAGCUUACAAAGCUUUAAGUCCAGGCGAUUACUGGAAAAUAUUUGUGCGCUAGGUCAACCUAAACACACCUUAGUGAACCUUCUUGAUGAACCUCCUAUUGAAAAAUCCAUCAAAUCGUUGCAUACCUAGAACAUGUACAUUACUUACAGUUUGCAUGUAUGUAGAGCAUUGUAAUGUCUGGCGGAGUGACUGGCAUUGUUUCAUAUUCUUCUUUGCGACCAUAUGGUAAUUAACAGCAAUAGUCCCCUUCACGGUUCCCUGCGCCAUCUUGAAAGGUAGCCGUGCCUUUGCAUCGAAGCGAGACGACCGU
Exaiptasia diaphana is the source of this 1443-nucleotide messenger RNA. RefSeq lists its product as uncharacterized. The transcript has 5 exons. Gene Ontology annotation, molecular function: extracellular matrix structural constituent; oligosaccharide binding. NCBI's taxonomy places the organism in Eukaryota, Metazoa, Cnidaria, Anthozoa, Actiniaria, Aiptasiidae. The coding region runs from base 82 to 1185 and encodes 367 amino acids. The record is from RefSeq and is a predicted model, not a curated record.